Ectocarpus sp. CCAP 1310/34 is the source of this 3279-nucleotide messenger RNA. Lineage: Eukaryota; Phaeophyceae; Ectocarpales; Ectocarpaceae. The record is from the annotation of a GenBank genome assembly.
AUGUGCGAGCUACCCUUGCGUGAGGCCUGUGGUACCCCGAGAGGGACCUCGCGGGCCUCCCGUCUGUAUCGACGUACGCGGACAAACGAGUGUGCUGCCCGGAGAUGGCGGGAAGCAGGAACACUGUUCGAGCUCCGUGCGCUACCACGCGGUUCGGACGCCGCAAAUAACAUCACUAGUAGGGUUGAGGGCGGGGCUAGAAACGGCCUAUACCUGCCCGAUUCGAGACCUCGGCCAAGUCGACCUGUGGGGAAAAGGCAGGGUGUGGUGGAGGGGCGCACCAAAUCUCGCACGAAGUUGACAACAAUGCUUCGUGACUCGGGGAGCGGGGACUGGAGAAAAGCCCUCAGAGCUCUAGAUGGGAUGCGGCAGUUGCCUGGCGGGCUCCUUGAUCAAGAAUCGUUCUGCAUGGCCAUUACUGCGUGUGGGAGGGGUAAGCAGUGGGAACAGGCUGUGAGGCUACUGAGAGAGAUGCCAACGGCAGGGCUAACCCCCAACCUCAUCAGCUACAACGCAGCUAUUGCUGCGUGUGCAAAGAGCGGACAAUGGAAGGAGGCCCUGGUGCUACUGAAGGAGACAACUGCGGUAGGGCUUUCCCCCAAUGUCAUUAGCUACAACUCGGCCAUCGGCGCUUGUUCUAGAGGAGGUCAGUGGAAGACGGCCUUGGUGCUCUUGAAUGAGAUGACCACGGUAGGGGUUAUCCCCAAUGUCGUUAGCUACAACUCGGCCAUCGGCGCUUGUUCCAGAGGAGGUCAAUGGAAGACGGCCCUCAUGCUACUGAAGGAGAUAACCACGGUAGGGGUUAUCCCCAAUGUCAUUAGCUACAACUCGGCCAUCGGCGCUUGCUCCAGAGGAGGUCAGUGGGAGACGGCCCUGGCGCUACUCAAUGAGAUGAACACGGUAGGGCUAACGCCCAAUGUGGUUAGCUACGCUUCGGCCAUCGGCGCUUGUUCCAAAGGAGGUCAGUGGGAGACGGCCCUGUCGCUACUGAAGGAGAUGACCACGGUAGGGCUUACCCCCGAUGUCAUUAGCUACAACUUGGCAAUCGGCGCUUGUUCCAAAGGAGGUCAGUGGGAGACGGCCCUGUCGCUACUGAAGGAGAUGACCACGGUAGGGCUUACCCCCGAUGUCAUUAGCUACAACUUGGCAAUCGGCGCUUGUUCCAAAGGAGGUCAGUGGGAGACGGCCCUGUCGCUACUGAAGGAGAUGACCACGGUAGGGCUUACCCCCGAUGUCAUUAGCUACAACUUGGCAAUCGGCGCUUGUUCCAAAGGAGGUCAGUGGGAGACGGCCCUGUCGCUACUGAAGGAGAUGACCACGGUAGGGCUUACCCCCGAUGUCAUUAGCUACAACUUGGCAAUCGGCGCUUGUUCCAAAGGAGGUCAGUGGGAGACGGCCCUGUCGCUACUGAAGGAGAUGACCGCGGUAGGUGUUUUCCCCAAUGUGGUUAGCUACAACUCGGCCAUCGGCGCUUGCUCCAGAGGAGGUCAGUGGGAGACGGCUGUGGCGCUGCUGAAGGAGAUGACCACGGUAGGGCUUUCGCCCAAUGCGGUUAGCUAUAAGUCGGCCAUCGGUCCUUGUUCUAGAAGUGGCCAGUGGGAGAAGGUCCUGGUGCUAUUCAAUGAGAUGAUCGCGGUAGGGCUUACCCCCGAUGUCAUCAGCUACAGCUCGGCGAUUGGCGCUUGUUCCAAAGGAGGUCAGUGGGAGAAAGCCCUGGUGCUACUAGAAGAGAUGAUCGCGGUAGGGCUAACCCCCAAUGUCAUUGGCUACACCGCAGUUAUUCACGCUUGUUCCAAAGGAGGACAGUGGGAGAAGGCCUUGGCACUGCUGAAGGAAAUAACCGCGGUAGGGCUUACCCCCGAUGUCAUUAGCUACACCGCAACCAUUGACGCUUGUUCUAGAGGAGGUCAGUGGCAGACGGCCCUGGCGCUACUGAACGAGAUGACCACGGUAGGGCUCACCCCCGAUACUAUUUGCUACAGCUCGGCCAUCGAUGCGUGCGCAAAGGGCGAGCAAUGGGAGGAGGCCUUGGCCUUGCUGAAAGAGAUGACCACCUUGGGGCUUACCCCCAAUGUCAUUAGCUAUAGCUCGGCCAUCGACGCGUGCGCUAAGGGCGAACAAUGGAAGGAGGCUCUGGCGCUACUGAAGGAGAUGGUCGCGGUAGGGCUUCCCCCCGAUGUUAUUAGCUACACUUCGGCCAUCGACGCUUGUUCCAGAGGAGGUCAGUGGGAGACCGCCCUGGCGCUACUGAAGGAGAUGGCUGCGGUAGGGCUUACGCCCAAUGUGGUUAGCUACGCUUUGGCCAUCGACGCUUGUUCCAAAGGAGGUCAGUGGGAGUCGACCCUGUCGCUUUUGAACGAGAUGACCGCGGUAGGGCUUACCCCCGACGUCAUUUGCUACAACUUGGCAAUCGGCGCUUGUUCCACAGGAGGCCAGUGGGAGAUCGCUCUGGCGCUUUUGAACGAGAUGGCUGCAGUAGGGCUUACCCCCAAUGUCAUUAGCUACACUUCGGCCAUCGACGCUUGUUCCAAAGGAGGUCAGUGGGAGUCGGCCCUGUCGCUUUUGAAGGAGAUGACCGCGGUAGGGCUUACGCCCAAUGUAAUUAGCUACAACGCAGCCAUCAACGCUUGCUCCAGAGGAGUUCAGUGGGAGACGGCCUUGGUGCUACUGAAGGAGAUGACCACGGUAGGGCUCACCCCCAAUGUCAUUAGCUACACCUCGGCCAUCGACGCGUGCGCAAAAGGCGACAAUUGGAAGGAGGCCGUGGCACUUUUGAUGGAGAUGACCACGGUAGGGCUUACCCCCAAUGUCAUUAGCUACAACGCGGCCAUCGACGCUUGCUCCAAAGGAGGGCAGUGGAAAAUGGCCCUGGCGCUACUGAAGGAGAUGGCCGUAGUAGGACUCACCCCCGAUGUCAUUAGCUACACCGCAGCUAUUGACGCUUGUUCCAAAGGAGGUCAGUUGGAGACGGCCCUGUCGCUACUGAAAGAGAUGACCGCGGUAGGUGUUUUCCCCAAUGUGGUUAGCUACAACUUGGCAAUCGACGCUUGUUCCAAAGGAGGUCGGUGGAGGACGGCCCUGGCGCUUUUGAAGGAGAUGGCCGCGGUAGGGCUUACGCCCAAUGUGGUUAGCUACAACUCGGCCAUCCACGCUUGUGCCGAAGGAGGUCAGUGGAAGGAAGGUGUAGUUCUACUGGAGAGUAUGCGCAGGUUGGGAGUUGUCCCCGACGUCAUCACGUACCACGCCCUUAUCAAAAUGUGCGCCAAGUAUGGUGACUAG